GGGGCUAUUGUCACAUGGGCGGUGCAUUAGAUCGUUUAGGCAACUGUCAUUUUCCAAGUUCGGUACGCGGAGAUAACUCUCUCGGUUUUUUUUUAAAUGUAAAACAACGGGACAAUUUCUAUAUCUAGAUAUUAAGAAUACCUGUGAUAAAUCUACUCAGAAUGGCUCACAGUUCUCAAACUUAUGGGUCCACAGACCAGCGGACAGAUGUACCUGAUGUAGGAUUUAGUCCUACUGAACUUUAUAAUCUCAGUGAAAAUAUAACCACUAAUAUAUAUACAAUUAAUACAAACUGGAGAACGCUUGAACGUGCAUAUAAGAAUAUUGGGACAAAUAAAGAUAGUGCAGGACUCAGGGAUAAAGUACACGAAACACAAUACAACACGAAUCAAGUGGUAACUCAAACGAGCAAAGAUAUAGCAAGACUUACUGUAUUGAUGAGGCGUGGAGACAAACAACAGAAAUUGCAAAUUGAAAAAUUAACAACUGAUUUCAAAGAUGCAUUACAACGAUAUUCUACUAUGCAAAGGUUAAUUGCCGAAAAAGUGAAGAUUGUAGUCAAAAUAUGUACUACAAGUAAUUUAGAAAAUGCUUCUGAAGGAGAUGAUGAAGGAGAAAAACAAAGUUUGCUUCAAAUUCAAGACGACGAGCGCAGAGCAGCACAAAGAUUACUUGAGUUUCAACAAGGUUUACUGCUUGAGAGAGAAGAAAGGAUAAAGAACAUUGAGGAAGAUAUAUUGGAUGUAAAUCAGAUUAUGCGGGAGCUAGCAGCAUUGGCAUAUCAACAAGGAGAUACUAUCAACACUGUUGAUAACCAUAUAGAGAAUAUAUAUGGUAAUGUUGAAUUGGGAGCACAAGAAUUAGUUAAGGGAAGUAAUUACCAAAGCAAGUUUCGUCGAAAAGUUUAUCUUUUGUUGUUACUUGCAAUAAUAGUCGUCAUUGUAUUAAUUAUUAUUCUAGUCACUAAAUUAAGUUAGCGCUUCUAACUAAUAUAGGUGACAAGGGUGUAUCAAAAAGGGCUGUCUCAAUCUAUUAUAUACAAUUUUUAGAAAUGCUGCUAUAUUAAAGUUGCUAUUAUAAUUUUGGUAUUUUAUAUACUUCAAUUUGAACUGGAAAGAGAAUAGAGACUUGUUUUGUAUAUGCUCGUAAAGGAAUUAAUGUAUAUUUUGAAUAUAUGAGAGAAACUUUGUUUAUUCUCAAAUUCAUAAAAUAUUUGUUAACACUAAACACAAAAGCACAUAAAUUUUAUUACACGUUGUGCUCUCAAUGUAUCUUUAUUUUCAAUUAUAUUAACAGUAAUAUAGUUCAUUAUUAAAAUUAAACUUGCUACUCAGCAGUAUAAAUAGUUAGGGAGCACUUAUACAAACAAUUUUAUCCAGAAGCUUCUAAAAAUUGACACAAUAACUUCGAAGAACAUAUUGUAUUUUAAAGCCUAUAUAAUAAUCGUGUAUGUCAUUUUUAUAGUACACAUUCGUUCGUGCUUUGCCUGAUUUUUAUUUUAUUGUCUUUAUAUUUUUUACUAAUCUUGAAUAUAAAGAUAAGCGUUGUGUGGCAUUUCUGCUGCUGAAAGUAUUCAAUAUGCAUAAAGUUUAUAAAGAAAUGUUAGCAUUGUUUUGUGACUUCAGAUUUUAUAACGAUUUGUAUCCUUUGUUAAAGCAAUGGAUUAAAAUUUGCUGAUAUUGCUCUGAACUAAUAUAUUUUAUUAUUUUCCUAAUUAAGUAACUAUUACUUUAUUCUUUAAAGAAUUUUACGGAUUUUUUCUUUUUAACACGAUGCACCGUAUAAAAGAUGACAAAGAGAGCAAAUAUAUUAAACAAAUCUUGUUCUAAUCUAUUAAAUCGUUUUAUCAUAUAUUUUCGCGAAUCUGCUGAAGCAUAAAGAUAUUUUUAGUAGAAGGUUUCAUAAUCGUCACUUUAGCUAUUGCAAAGUUGUAUAUAAUGCAGUUUUAACAAGGAAAUACAUUGAGUAUGCAUUGGACAGAUAUUAAGAUGCAUUAGUAGUCUCGUUGAUACAUUUUCAUGAAAAGUAUAUCAUAUUCGUAAUGUUAAUAUGUAAAAGGAAGAAUAAUGAGCUAAUUUAAUAGAUUAAAGAUGAAGAAUUACACGUUGUUUAUCUAUCAUUGAAAGUUAUAUGCUAAAACAUGUUAUUAUUUAAUUUAAUUUUUGUGCCAUUAUAUCGGACACAUUACAUCACAUUGUUGAUUGGUCAUUCUUAUUUAUAUCAAAGUCAGUUGUUCAUUACUCGUUAUUUGUGAAGUACUAAAAACAAUGAUAUUUCUCAGAAUUUAAUAAUGCAUGUUUCAAAGAUUAAUUUAUAUAUGUAUAUAUAUAUAUUUCUAUAAUAUAUAUUAUAAUAUACAAUUUAAUAUAUAAUAUAUAAUUUAUAUAUAUAUAUAUGUGUGUAAAUUAU
Messenger RNA from Vespula vulgaris, 2409 nucleotides. It is a transcript of the gene Syx13, whose product is annotated as syntaxin-12. Lineage: Eukaryota; Metazoa; Arthropoda; Insecta; Hymenoptera; Vespidae. Gene Ontology annotation, biological process: vesicle-mediated transport; intracellular protein transport; vesicle fusion. The record is from RefSeq and is a predicted model, not a curated record. The coding region runs from base 162 to 977 and encodes 271 amino acids. The transcript has 6 exons. Gene Ontology annotation, molecular function: SNARE binding; SNAP receptor activity. Gene Ontology annotation, cellular component: membrane; endomembrane system; SNARE complex.